This is a messenger RNA of Anopheles bellator, 2325 nucleotides long. Its product is annotated as diuretic hormone receptor-like. Gene Ontology annotation, cellular component: plasma membrane. Bases 259 to 1611 code for a protein of 450 amino acids. Lineage: Eukaryota; Metazoa; Arthropoda; Insecta; Diptera; Culicidae. The transcript has 13 exons. Gene Ontology annotation, molecular function: G protein-coupled peptide receptor activity; diuretic hormone receptor activity; peptide hormone binding. Gene Ontology annotation, biological process: cell surface receptor signaling pathway; adenylate cyclase-modulating G protein-coupled receptor signaling pathway. The record is from RefSeq and is a predicted model, not a curated record.
GGCUGAAGCACCAGCUCUGUCGCGGGAACGUCCCACGCCUUUUGGCCUUCAGGCCAAGUUCAAUCGUCGUGUUCUUUGCAGACCAAUCGUGUCCUUGAUCUUCGUCGUUGAAACCCGGCGGGGUUGAGAAAUCCGGCUGGACCUACUAGCGGGGAUGUUCCAGCUUCGUGCAGCGAGGUUUGACAGCCGUAAGGCGUCCGGUGGAGGUGUGAUUAGUGAAAAUUAGUAGCCAUUGCUGCAUCCAAAAGUUACCGCACAAUGAACCACACGGACCGGGUUGCUGACGUCGGGCCGGACGUCGGGAACGUCCCCGGGACGGCACCCGAUACCGCCGGCGGACAUCUGGAUCUGGCGUUGGGGGUCGGCACGAUGAACGUGACCACUGCCGAGCGGUGCCGACUGCAGCAGCAGGCCGAGGAGCUACUCCAGGACGUUUCCUGUCCGUCCUUCUUCGACAUGGUGUCCUGCUGGCCCCGAACACCGCCCGGAACGUUGGCCGUGCUGCCGUGCUUCUCCGAGUUCAAGGGCGUCCAGUACGAUACUUCGCAUAAUGCAACCCGAUUCUGCAACGACGAUGGCUCGUGGGAUAACUACACGGACUACGAUAGCUGCCAGCACCUGGACCAGGCAUCGCCGGUGCCUGGGUUCGAGCCGGGUAUCGAGCUCCCGACGCUGAUCUACUUCGUCGGCUACUCGAUUAGCCUGGCGGCCCUCGUGCUGGCCGUGGCCGUACUGGUCUACUUUAAGGAUCUCCGCUGCCUACGGAACACCAUCCACAUCAAUCUGUUCCUCACCUACAUCAUGUCCUCGGUGCUGUGGAUACUCAUCCUGUCGCUGCAGAUCACCGUCAGGCUGGAAGUGGGCGGAUGCAUUUUUCUCGUGACACUCUUUCACUACUUCAGUGCGACCAACUUUUUCUGGAUGCUAGUCGAAGGUCUCUACCUCUACAUGCUGGUGGUGCAAACGUUUUCCGGAGACACCCUACGCUUCCGGAAGUACGCCCUUAUCGGAUGGGGAGGUCCUCUGAUAUUCGUCGGUGCUUGGGCCGUCGCGAAACCAUUCUUCAGCCCGUGGGCCGACUUGGAACAGCCGAACAAACUCGAAAUAGAAUGCUCGUGGAUGCGUGAAUCUCACAUCGAUUGGAUCAUCCAGGGCCCGUCCUGUGCGGUGUUGGUUAUCAAUCUCAUCUUUCUGCUGCGUAUUAUGUGGGUUCUGAUCACGAAACUUCGUUCGGCCAACACCGUCGAGACGCGCCAGUAUCGGAAGGCUUCGAAAGCGCUGCUCGUGCUGAUCCCGUUGCUGGGCAUCACCUACCUCAUCGUCAUCUACGGUCCGGUCGAAGGCGUUGGCAGCCACAUAUUUGCCACGACCCGGGCCCUACUGCUCAGCACACAGGGUUUCGUCGUGUCACUGCUGUACUGCUUUCUGAACUCGGAAGUGCGCCAAACGUUGCGCCACCACUUCUACCGCUGGCGGGACGAACGGAACAUCCUGGCGGGCAAGGUGCCAUCGAACCACCACCGAAGGCCCACGUUUAGCAAAGACAAUUCACCCCGUUCGCGAACCGAAAGCACACGUCUGACAACCACCACCUCGGCACCAUUGAUUUGAUCCUGUUUUGUAAACACCGGUCCCACCGGUUCCGUUUGCUCGUUUUACAUUCAUAGCAAAGGUUUUCCCAAAUUUCCCGGCCGGAAUCGAUGAAUUUCCCACCCGUGCCAUGAUCGUGCACCACGGAGAAUUAACGUGUGAACAUGUUCCGAAAGUCGUCCAAAAAAUAGCAAAUCUUGUAUUAAUCGUAUUUGGCAUGAGGGCAGCAGUGAGACAAAUAGAUGGAUGAAAGUAUCUAGAUAUCAAAAAAAAAAAAAUCACCGCACCAUCAGGAUGUAAACAAUGGUCGGCUCCGGAGCCGUAAACAAUUUGGGCCCCAUAACUCAUCCCAUUGAUAGUCGGAACCGGGUCCGAUAGUAUUUCGCCGCACUCGCCGACCAUUCGACGUCGGCCUUGCGUGGCAUUCCGUGGGGCGUAAUUUAUGGCAUACGCGCGACGUGAGCCGCGGCCAGAGAAGAAAGCAACAGAAAAUCAUAACGUUAAUUCCAGUGGUGGCCAAAAUAUUUAUAAGAAUCCGGAAGAUGCAGCAUUCUCCGUGGCCCGAUGAGAAAACACGCAACGCGCACUCGCCAAAUAGAUAAAACGAUGUUAGUUUCUAGUUUUUUGUAAGAGAUGUGUCCGUAAGCGAAUCUUUCUCCGUAGCGAUCCGACACAAACGCAUUUUUUAAAUGUACUUCUGCUGUGAAUAUGUUACAAAUAUAAUAAUACUACAUC